AUGAUUACAGACAUCUAUCCAAAAAUUAUGAUUUCACUUAUAACUGUCCUGGUGCAUAAUAAAAUGAAAGGCAACUAUACAAUCGCAAUAUUUAUAAUUUCAUUAGCAUUGUCAGGUUUUGCAAUAGCAGAUGAAACGCUGUUUGUUAAUGAUUUGAAAAGAGUAUUUAGAGAAGCAUUGUCCAAUACUGAUUUCUUCCCAGAUGAUUAUUGUGAUUCUAAAUUUUUUACAUGUAAUGAUGAAAAAAAAAUUAUAACUAUAAAAUUCAAAGAUAUUAAUUUAGAUGGUAUACACAUACCACAUUCAAUAUCUACUUUAACUGAUUUGGUAUCAUUAUAUAUCAGUAAUAGUACAAUUAUUAUAGAUGAGCAUUUUAUGGGCGAUUUAUAUAAAUUAAGAAACAGUUUAAAAAGAUUAGAAAUUACAAACACUAAAUUUGAAACAAAUUUAAGAUUAGACGGUCUGAAUUUGAUCUAUCUGAACCUUUCUUGCAAUAAUAUAUCACAGAAUCUGGAUAACAUUUCUUUUAGUAAAACCUUAACACAUAUUGAUUUAUCAGACAAUAAAUUUCAUGGUGAUAUCAAGAUAUUUAAUGACAUCCCUGAUUUAGAAGUAUUGUACGUUGUAAAUAAAAAAGUACGUCUUUCAUUCAAUAAUUUAACUGGCAAUAUUCCAAGUUUUAGUAAUAAUAUUAAUUUAGCAUACUUGGAUCUUGCAAGCAAUAUACUAUCGGGCAUUAUUCCUGAUUUUAGUAAUAAUUAUAAUCUGAAAGAAUUGGAUCUUGCAAUCAAUAGACUAUCGGGCAUUAUUCCUGAUUUUAGUAAUAAUUAUAAUCUGAAAGAAUUAUAUCUUUCAUUCAAUAAUUUAACUGGCAAUAUUCCUGAUUUUAGUAAUAAUAUUAAUUUAGCAUACUUGGAUCUUGCAAGCAAUAUACUAUCGGGCAUUAUUCCUGAUUUUAGUAAUAAUUAUAAUCUGAAAGAAUUAUAUCUUUCAUUCAAUAAUUUAACUGGCAAUAUUCCAAGUUUUAGUAAUAAUAUUAAUUUAACACACUUGGAUCUUUCAAAAAACAAUUUAUCGGGCACUAUUCCAGAUUUUAGUAAAAAUUACAAUCUAAUGGGAUUAUAUCUUUCAUCUAAUAAUUUAACUGGCAAUAUUCCAGAUUUUAGUAAUAAUAUUAAUUUAACACACUUGUAUCUUUCAGAUAAUAAGCUAUCAGGUAAUAUUCCAGACUUUAGUAGAAAUCAUGCCCUGACAAAAUUAAAUAUUUCAUACAAUAAACUAUCGGGUAAUCUUCCAAGUUUUAUCAAUAAUCGAGCAUUAUAUUUGUUACAUCUAUCCAAAAAUUAUGAUUUCACUUAUAACUGUCCUGGUGGUAAGGAUAUAAUUAGUCCAGAGCAGAUUACAAAUCUAAUAUCUUGGUACACACAAUAA
Schistocerca gregaria is the source of this 1431-nucleotide messenger RNA. RefSeq lists its product as uncharacterized. Gene Ontology annotation, molecular function: protein binding. The record is from RefSeq and is a predicted model, not a curated record. Bases 1 to 1431 code for a protein of 476 amino acids. The transcript is spliced from 19 exons. Lineage: Eukaryota; Metazoa; Arthropoda; Insecta; Orthoptera; Acrididae.